This is a messenger RNA of Macadamia integrifolia, 1434 nucleotides long. RefSeq names its product arogenate dehydrogenase 2, chloroplastic-like. Bases 93 to 1370 code for a protein of 425 amino acids. The record is from RefSeq and is a predicted model, not a curated record. The transcript has 7 exons. Gene Ontology annotation, molecular function: prephenate dehydrogenase (NAD+) activity; prephenate dehydrogenase (NADP+) activity; NAD+ binding. Gene Ontology annotation, biological process: L-tyrosine biosynthetic process. NCBI's taxonomy places the organism in Eukaryota, Viridiplantae, Streptophyta, Magnoliopsida, Proteales, Proteaceae.
AGGGCAUAACUCACACUACACACCCAUCUCUCUCGAUUCGGAAACACAAAAUCGUCUCGAACUUUAAGCCACAACCAAAAGGAGCGGCGGAAAUGGCGUCGGCAGCGGCAGCAGGGGCGGCAGCAGCGGCGGCGUCUUCCCUCCUUACUUGCCACUACAAAGCCCAAACUCAGGCAAUCUUGCCUCAUAACUCAGCCCCAAACUCCACCUCUACCGCCUUUACCAACUCCUGCAUUAGAUCUGGUAAAUUUAAAAAAGUUAAGCUACAAAGCGUCCCAGUGAAACGAACCCACAUCUUGAAUCAGCUCUGUUCUUCUUCUGAUCCAUGCGUGGGCUCGGAUUCCACAACCAUUGAAUCUCCUCCUCUGAGGAUCGGGAUCAUCGGGUUUGGAAACUUUGGGCAGUUCAUCUCCAAGGCCUUCAAGAGACAAGGCCAUAUUGUCUUGGCCACCUCUCGCUCCGACUACUCCGACUACUGUCAACAUCACGGGAUCGAGUUCUACAGCAACAUCGACGCCUUAUGUGAAGAGCAACCAGACGUGAUAGUGGUGUGUAGCUCCAUCUUAUCGACGGAGACGGUGGUGCGUGGCAUCCCCAUGCACAAGCUCAGGUCUGAUACCAUCUUCGCCGACGUCUUAUCGGUUAAACAGUUCCCUAGGAACCUAUUCCUUGAGGUACUUCCGCCGGGAUUUGGUCUGGUCUGUACUCAUCCGAUGUUUGGACCGGAGAGUGGGAAACACGGUUGGGCCGGAUUACCGUUUGUUCACGAUAAGGUUCGGAUUGCCAAAGACACGGUUCAGGAACAGAGAUGCGCGCAGUUCUUGAGUAUUUUUGAACAGGAGGGUUGCACAAUGGUGGAGAUGUCGUGUGAAGAGCACGACCGGCAUGCCGCCGGCAGCCAAUUUAUCACACACACCAUUGGAAGGAUCUUGUCUCAUCUAAACUUGGAGUCCACACCCAUCAAUACCAAGGGCUACGAGACUCUCUUGCAAUUGACUGAGAAUACGGUCAGUGACAGCUUCGACCUUUACUAUGGGCUGUUCAUGUACAACGUUAACGCCACAGAGCAGAUUGAGAAUCUGGAUAGAGCAUUUGAAACGGUGAAGCAAAAGCUAUUUGGGAGGCUCCAUGAUAUACUGAGGAAACAGAUAGUAGAGAGGGUCCCACUACAAGGGACCUCAUCAUCAGCAUCAUCAUCAUCAUCAACAAAGGCCCCAAGGGACCAGAAGCAGACCCCUUACUUCUUACCUAGCAGCCAAAAGAUGAAGGACCUCUCCUCCUUUGCCAUGCCUCCUCUUCCACGAGAAAAUAAAGAGGAUGUAAACUUAGCUGCUUCACACCCUAACGAGACUAGUUUGGUCCCACGUUAGACAAAUCUGGGUCAUUCGUUGAAGAGUUCAAAACAAUCCUGGCCAUCCCAUUUCAUUGUGUUAA